Messenger RNA from Sugiyamaella lignohabitans, 846 nucleotides. RefSeq names its product Gpi11p (gene GPI11). Gene Ontology annotation, biological process: GPI anchor biosynthetic process. The record is from RefSeq and is a predicted model, not a curated record. Gene Ontology annotation, cellular component: endoplasmic reticulum membrane. The coding region runs from base 1 to 846 and encodes 281 amino acids. NCBI's taxonomy places the organism in Eukaryota, Fungi, Ascomycota, Dipodascomycetes, Dipodascales, Trichomonascaceae. The transcript has a single exon.
AUGCCUAAAUCAAAGACCAAUGGCGCUGUUGUCAGUGGCAGCAGUGGAUCAGGGUCGCCGGCUGGUAAUGGCCGUCAGAGCUCGCCAGUUCCUGGAAAACCAGCAGUUUUAGGGAAAUCCGGGUCUUCCGGUAGCAGCAGCAGCAAUGGCAAGUCUUCAGCUGCUUCGUUAGCAGCAUCCGUGACCUAUGCCGUCACUUUAUUAGCAUAUUUCUGGUACACUUUGACCCAGGGAACUCUAGUGACCGAUCCAGUACGAACUCUGACUGAGACUACUCUGGCUCUGGUGCUCAUUCAAAUUGUUUACUGUGCAGCAGGACUCGACGACCAGUCUGGACUCCACUCAACUUCGACCAAAUCCAAACAACCCAAGACUGAUUCUGGAAUCUCCAGUAGAAUCUCUGUAAGUGCUCUACUUUCACAACUGGAAUCAAUUAUUUUUACUAACAAAUUACAGACGGCCAUUUUGGCGACUAUUCUCAGUCUGGCGAUGUCAGUUCUGGUAUUCGGACUCCUGAUUCUGUUCGGAGCUCCUGUCACUUCACACAUUCCCGAGACGUUUCUGUGUGCCGUUCACAUCUCGAUCCUGUCAGUGCAACCGCUCGUGUUUGUAUAUAAACUGGACUCCAAGAUCUGGAAAGACAUUGUCUCGGUCAAACUACCACUGAAUGGCGUCUAUGGAGCAUCCGUCGGCACGUGGCUCGGAGCGUGGCUCGGCGCUGUCCCCAUUCCUCUUGACUGGGACCGACCCUGGCAACGCUGGCCCGUCACCAUCGUGGCCGGAGCCUACUUCGGCACCGCCCUCGGCACCCUCAUCGGCGCUCUCUACCGCCAGAUUAGACACUAG